Molecule: messenger RNA, 216 nt
Organism: Echinostoma caproni
Lineage: Eukaryota; Metazoa; Platyhelminthes; Trematoda; Plagiorchiida; Echinostomatidae
Source: the annotation of a GenBank genome assembly
AUGCACUGCCCGGCCACGACACUGUUACUUCUCUACCUGUUGGUCCGACUCGGACAUGGUAGUGUGGAUGAAUCGAGCCCGGAAUCUUGGUGCAAACAUUAUCGGAAUCCGGCGAAAGUGACACUGAGUCAUGCAUUCAAUUUUCCAUUGUUGGUGGAGCAUUUGAAUGAGGAUUUUAAGGCUGUGAGUCGAGUCCCGUUCCGCUCGUUGUACUGA